Molecule: messenger RNA, 822 nt
Organism: Charadrius vociferus (killdeer)
Lineage: Eukaryota; Metazoa; Chordata; Aves; Charadriiformes; Charadriidae
Gene: GPR88
Product: G protein-coupled receptor 88
Exons: 2
Coding region: 1-822 (273 amino acids)
Biological process (GO): G protein-coupled receptor signaling pathway
Cellular component (GO): membrane
Molecular function (GO): G protein-coupled receptor activity
Source: RefSeq, a predicted model, not a curated record
AUGCCCAACGCCUCUUCCUGGAGUGCUAGCUCGCCUCUGCUGCUGCUCUGGGAGGACUCCUCCGGCACCCGCAUCUUCCUGUCGCUGCUCUACGCAGUCUUAGCUAUCUCAGGGACUUUAUCCAAUGUGAUGGUCAUCUACUUAGUCUUCUCCUUCAAGAAGCUGCAGACAACCAGCAAUGCCUUCAUCGUGAACGGCUGUGCGGCAGACCUAAGCGUGUGCGCCCUGUGGAUGCCCCAGGAGGCUGUGCUGGGGCUGCUGCCUCCCAACUCCUCCUCCCUUCGCUCGGCGGAGUACCGGCUGCUCCGAGGCGGGCUCCUCGGCCUCGGCCUCACCGUCUCCCUGGUCUCUCACCUGCUGGUGGCCUUCAACAGGUACGUGCUCAUCACCAAGCUGCCCAGCGUCUACCAGGCCCUCUACCAGCGGAGGCACACGGGCUGCAUGAUCGGGCUCUCCUGGGCCCUCGCCCUGCUCCUGGUCCCGCUGCUGCCCGGGCUCUGGACGCCGGGCUCUGCCCAGCAGCCGCCCCCGCGGCAGACGGCCGGCACCUCUCGCUACACCGCCCUGCUCCUCGCCCUGGCCGUGCUGGGCCAGACCGCCCUGCUGCUCCACUGCUACCUCGGCAUCGUGCGGCGGAUGUCUUCAGGCUGUCUGGAGUCUUCACCUGCCCUGCGACAGUCUCAGGGCAGAAUUAAAAAUGCAGAUAUGCGUCAGGCAAGAGCUGCAUCCAUCCUGAUCUGUUUUGAAGCUGAUGGUGUGAUGGAGGUGCAAUGUCAGUCUGAAAGCAAUGAAGUGAGCGUUAGCAACAGGAGAAAACUAUGA